Dujonia railenensis is the source of this 294-nucleotide messenger RNA. The record is from the annotation of a GenBank genome assembly. NCBI's taxonomy places the organism in Eukaryota, Fungi, Ascomycota, Pichiomycetes, Serinales, Debaryomycetaceae.
AUGGAAACAAGAAAGGGUGUGAUAGUCAAGCUUGCUAUAUUGGGCUCGCUAAGCAUAGGUAUUUUUGUUGUCGGAAAAAGACACAUCUCGCAUAACAAGGAAAAUAGACAUUUGCAGGAAACUGAUGCCAUAACAGAUACCAAGGAAUUUGAAUCUAACCCAUUAAGGCCUGGUUUUCCUCUCCAAGAGACUGCGCAGAGAGAGUCCAAAUAUGUAGGAGCUGGAAGUGCAUACGCUUCGCGAAAGAAGGGAGACAAGUUUACUAUGUUUAACAUAUUUGAUAAAGGCGAGUAG